UUUCAAGUUUGUUUGUGAAAUUGUAACUCUGGUUAUUUUGUGUUGAGGCACUUUGUGAAAAUUCGAAAUCGUUUUAGCCUUUGUGAGAACUCUUGGAAAGUCUCAUCAAGGAGCAGAUUGAACAAAACAGUAAGGCUUCAGGGAGGAAACAGUUAUAAGAGACUAGCGCGGGUCCGUUAGGUGCCAAGAGUUUGUUUUUGUAUUAUUUUGGGUUGAAUCACAACUUUUGCCAACAUGCCUGAGGCGACCAUGAUAUGCAUUGAUGACAGUGAUUGGAUGAGAAAUGGCGAUUUCCUGCCCACCCGUCUACAAGCACAGGAGGAUGCUGUGAAUGUUAUCUGCAGAGCAAAACAGCAGGAAAGCCCAGAAAACACGUUUGGUGUUUCCACAUUUACGAGAGGUAAAGUACUUGUCACACUCACCACAACCCUUGGGAAUAUCAUUACUCGUCUUCACCAAGUUGAGCCCACUGGUGCUAUUGACUUCGUUGUCGGUGUUCGCAUUGCUCAUCUUGCUCUCCGCCACCGAAAGGUGAAGAACGCGAAGAUGCGCAUUGUAGCAUUUGUGGGCAGCCCGGUCAAGCAGGACGAUGCCGAGCUCAAGAAGCUGGCAAUGCGGCUCAAGAAGGAGAACGUCUCAAUUGACAUUGUUAAUUUUGGUGAAAUUGAAGAGAACUCAGGAAAGCUAGAGAGCUUCAUCAAAUACGUUAAUGGCGGUAAAGCAGAAGCAACUUGUCACCUGGUCACCAUUCCUGCCUCGGCCAAUCAGCUGUCAGAUGCACUUAUGACGUCACCUAUUAUCGGUGCCAGCGGCAAUUAUAGUGGAGGUGGAUCCAGUGGUGGCGGUGGCGCCCAUGGCGACUUUGACUUCGGUGUGGACCCAUCGGCAGACCCCGAACUUGCAAUGGCACUUCGGGUGUCAAUGGAAGAGGAGAGGUCACGUCGACAGGCAGAACAGCGAACGACCGGCGAGGGUAGUGCGGAAGCGACUACAGCCUCAACAGCUCCAACUGAAACAACAGCUGCAGCGCCGACUGGUGGAAAUGAGCAGUUGGCACAACGUGUCGGUGGGGAUGCUGGUGCAGAGUUUGGCAUGACCGAGGAUGAAGAACUAAUGCUGGCCUUGCAAAUGUCUAUGGAGAAUCAGAGUGGCGGCGGUGGUGAAGGUACAACAGGCACAACUUCGACCUCAGAGUCUGCUGAUGCAGCCUGGGCACGGGAACUACUCGUUGAAGAAGCCGUAGCAAUGGCUGAUGGUGAUGAGCCAAUGGAUGAUGAUGAUGCCGACAUUGCAGAGGCCCUCAAUGACCCCGACGUGCUCCGCUCCGUCCUCAGCAGUCUUCCCGGCGUCGACAUGGAGAGCGACACUGUUCAACAAGUGCUGUCCGAGACUGCUGCACAGCGCGAGGCAAGCAAGAAGGAUGGCGAGGAGGAUGACGACAGCGACGACGACUUGUAGAGUUGAGCUUGAAACGUUUGGUGUGCUGCAAUGUGGACCGAAUGACGGUAGGGAAUGCAGUGCUGUUUACCCUGUUCUGUUGUACUAUAGACAACUAUUUCCUGGCGGAGUUUCUUUUUCUUAUCAAUAAAUCAUUAGCUUGUUGUUGCUACCACUGUGCUAUUGUGUUGUUUUGAUGUCCCUGCUGCUGUAUCUAUUUUUGCUUGAUGGUAGUGUGUUGUCCAUAGAUCAGUGUGUUCUUAGUACCAGGAUUAUGUGUUCUGUCCGUGUGUUCAUCUUGUACAUGUAUUCUAUUUUUACAUGCCCUGCGCUGUUUUUCAUCCCGUGAUCAUCCGCCAUACAGAUCUCACUGCCACGAUUAUCAUUAUUCAUGUACCCUGUGUUUGUGUUUUGCUCUUCUUUCUUUUUUUAAAGUUUGCAUGCAGUAUGUAUGCAUCGAAUCUAUCAGCAAUUGCUCUGGCAUCAUCUCCAUUCACUAUUAUUUUUUGCUUCAAGUCAACCCGACCGACAGGGUACGGGGCAAGUGACAAGUGUUUGUUGGCUGUACGUGCGACUAACCUUCCGCUCUCUCGUUGCGUGUCACACCGCACAUGCUUGUUGACUAUGGUCUUCAUAGCUCACUUCCUCAAAAUCUGACACUAAGCACAAGUUACUUGUGCUUACAUUGUA
Messenger RNA from Sycon ciliatum, 2127 nucleotides. Its product is annotated as 26S proteasome non-ATPase regulatory subunit 4-like. The transcript has 12 exons. NCBI's taxonomy places the organism in Eukaryota, Metazoa, Porifera, Calcarea, Leucosolenida, Sycettidae. Gene Ontology annotation, cellular component: nucleus; proteasome regulatory particle, base subcomplex; cytosol. Bases 235 to 1458 code for a protein of 407 amino acids. Gene Ontology annotation, molecular function: polyubiquitin modification-dependent protein binding. Gene Ontology annotation, biological process: proteasome-mediated ubiquitin-dependent protein catabolic process. The record is from RefSeq and is a predicted model, not a curated record.